Molecule: messenger RNA, 2340 nt
Organism: Ophidiomyces ophidiicola
Lineage: Eukaryota; Fungi; Ascomycota; Eurotiomycetes; Onygenales; Onygenaceae
Gene: rrb1
Product: Ribosome assembly protein rrb1
Exons: 4
Coding region: 1-2340 (779 amino acids)
Molecular function (GO): protein binding
Source: RefSeq, a predicted model, not a curated record
AUGGCGAAACGCGGCGCGGAAGAGGCAGAUGCGCUUGCUGGCGCUCUGAAGGCCGGCGAGCGGCCGAUGCCUGAUGUCCCGCCAGACGAAAUGGGCGACUUUGAAGAUGAGUUUGAGGACGAAUUCGAAAGCGAGGACGAAGUUCUGGAAGCCGGUGUGGAUGGCAGACCCGAUGCGGAACGAGAAGAGGAAGAAAAGGAUGCAAUGGAAAUAGAUAAACAGACCUUCAUCCCAGGUCGGACGAAGCUGGCCCCUGGGGAAACGCUGUCUCCGGACCCUUCUACCUAUGAUAUGCUCCAUACCCUAACCACACCCUGGCCAUGUCUCUCCUUUGAUAUUGUCCGGGAUAAUUUGGGCGACAAUAGAAAGACGUACCCUGCUACUGUAUAUGCGGUCGCUGGAACACAGGCCGAUACUCCACGAUCUAAAGAGAACCAGCUUAUGGUGCUAAAACUCAGCGGACUUAGCAAAAUGGACAGAGAAAAGGCAGAAGACUCGGACGACUCGGAUGAUGACGACGAUUCUCCCUCGGAACCGAUCCUUGAAUCGAAAUCAAUCGCUCUUAACUCAACAACGAACCGUAUCCGUACCCAUCAAACUCCACAUUCCUCAAACGACCCCACAAAACCACCUCAAACACUCACUGCAUCACUGCUUGAGAAUUCUCAGGUUCUGAUUCAUGAUGUAUCGCCAUAUCUUGCCAGCUUCGAUAAUCCUGGUCUCAUUAUUCCUCCAUCUGCGUCGAAGCCACUAUCCACCCUGCGAAUGCACAAAUCAGAAGGGUAUGCGCUUGAUUGGUCGCCUUUAUAUCCCCUGGGCAAACUUCUAACUGGGGAUAAUGAUGGUGCCAUAUAUGUGACUACCCGCAGUGAAGGAGGCGGAUGGAUAACCGACACUCGACCAUUCACCGGGCACACUUCCUCAGUAGAAGAAAUUCAGUGGUCUCCUAAUGAGAGGAACGUUUUUGCAUCUGCCAGCAGUGACGGUAGUGUCAAAGUCUGGGAUGUUCGGUCGAAAUCCAGAAAACCGGCUGUAGAUGUGAAGAUCUCUAAUACUGAUAUUAACGUCAUGAGCUGGUCGCAACAAACCUUCCACCUUCUGGCUACAGGUGCCGAUGACGGCCAAUGGGCAGUCUGGGAUCUGCGACACUGGAAACCAGAUGCCAACAAGUCUUCACAGUUGAAACCAAAACCUGUGGCAUCAUUUAAUUUCCAUAAGGAGCCUAUCACAAGCAUCGAGUGGCAUCCCACAGAUGACAGCGUCGUUGCCAUUGGCUGCGCGGAUAAUACUCUGACGCUGUGGGAUCUUGCUGUAGAGUUAGACGACGAGGAAGGCCGAGAUGCCUCCCUAGCGGACGUACCACCACAACUAUUGUUUGUUCAUUAUAUGGAAAUGGUAAAAGAGGUGCACUGGCAAGCGCAGAUGCCGGGAACCCUCAUGGCCACUGGUAGUGGUGGAUUUGGUGUCUUCGUGAAAUUGAAAUUUCAUAUUGCUAUCAACAAGGCAUUUCUGCAAAUACGUUCCGAGAAGCUUGUCAUAGAGGCGGGAUAUAGCCUAUUCUAUUUAUUAGAACGAUCGAUGUCGCAAACCUCGAACAAUGACUCAACGGGAGUGGCAAAGAAUAGAGUCGAUGCGGAGAUGACGAGCCAGAACCUGCCCUUCGAGGUAUUCUAUAUUGUUCCCUAUGAAUCGCACGACCAAAAUACAAUAUCACAAUACAAAUGCUGCUACCGAGUUAUCCACGCGAAUCAUAGAGACGAAGCCAUCUGUGGAUAUCUUUUUACAAAUCUUGGCAGGCAUAUAUGUUCGACAGGGAGCGGCGAUGUCAGGGGUCAGAUAUUCGCUGGGGGCAGCAGGAUUAAAGUAUAUAUUGACCGGGAAGUUGUAGGUAAAUUAAGCCCUGCACCCAGGUCCAGGGCGGUACACGCAAGGAAGGUUCCUAGAAUAAAGAUAUACCACAACAAGCAGACUGGAGCAACAAAACCUGAACGCGAAAGCGCACCAAUGCUUCACAUCCGUGGGGGAUGUCUCCGUUUGUUCACGAAAAAGAAGAGGCUCGAGGAUGAUGAUACCGUGCCCGCUGUGCUGUGGUGGGUUGCCGGUGGUGUGCGUCAGAGACCAACCGGAAAGCAGCUAAGAGACUGGCAGGCGAGAAGCAAAGGUGACUGGGGCGAAGGGCUGAGAGGAUUUAUCCAAGAAUGUAUCUUUGUCAUGUCUAGGGGGAAGUACUGUCUAGACCAGCGCCGAAAUAAAACUGCAGAGCCAGUGGUUGAAGAACGAGAUCCUCCUACAGACCAUUUGACUGAAUCCUCAGAUAUGCGGAGCCUUUCAGAGCUGUAA